Molecule: messenger RNA, 1827 nt
Organism: Coregonus sp. 'balchen'
Lineage: Eukaryota; Metazoa; Chordata; Actinopteri; Salmoniformes; Salmonidae
Source: the annotation of a GenBank genome assembly
AUGCCAGCAGUUAUGACAGUGUUAGCAGACCAUGCAGCGCAGCAGCUGCUGGACUUCAGCCAGAAACUAGACAUCAACCUGCUGGACAACGUGGUCAACUGUCUGUACCACGGGGUCGGAACACAGGUAAGUCGCGCUCGCACUUGACUUUUUCCCCCUUACUAGCACUGACUUUGCUGAUAGCUACUUUAUUGAGGAAAAAUGUACUUACUAUGACUGAGAUAUGUGGUUGUCCCACCUAGCUAUAUUAAGAUGAAUGCACUAACUGUAAGUCACUCAGGAUAAGAGCGUCUGCUAAAUGACUCAAAUGUAAGUGGUCCAGUAACCACAAAGUUAGUGGAGUUUUGGGUGAUUUUAUAAUUUUGCAAUGAUAGCCGCAUGCCCAGGUGCCUUACAAAGUUUUACUUAUAACUUUUUGGGGACAGACAGAAGAACGGGGGAGAUAGAAGUUAGUAUUUCAGAAAAUAAUGUUUGAAAUUGUGGUGUAUUAACAGGACAGCUUUUCUAUCACACUUUCUCAUUGGUGAGGGGUUUAAGUUGAACUGCAUCUGCCUUUUUAAAUGUGGCGUGUCUGUGCAGGGCAUAAAAUUAACUUUUUGGUCUACCAAAUUUUUUACCAGACAAAUAUAUAUAUAUUUUCCACUAAAAUUACACCAACAAAACACAAAUAAAUGGAUGAGCAUGCUUUGUAAUGUUUCUAAAACAAUACAUGUAUUACUAGUAAGAAGUCAUGUGGUAUAUUUGUAAUUUCAUUUUGUUUAUGACAUGAGUCUUUUAACCAAUAUAUCACAGAUGAGACAAAUGUUCACCUGGCCCUUUAAGGGCAGGGGGUUACCGUGGCAACGUGACUUGUCAUGUUUGUGCCUGUGAGAUUGAGUCUGACUAGUAGAAAAGUUGUCUUCUCUUCCCUAGCAGUUGAAACUCAAACAUAGAAAAACAACCUAGCUUGUGAACAAAACAAUGUAAAUAGCCAAGACACAGAAAGACAAAGUCUCACUUCAGUAGACUUUAGUUUCAAGUAAAUUAGACCAACUUUUAUGCCUGUGCGCAGCGCUUCUAAAAAAUGAAUUUUUCAUUCAGCUCUUCACGUGCGCACAGCCCCCAGACAGGGAGUGUUGCAGUGCGAGGUGGGAUAGGCUAUAGUAGGAUUCCUAGUUCUUUGACUGUGUGCGAUUUUAAUUGACCAGCUAUGAAACAAAUACUUUGAAAACAGCUACUGCAGCAUUUAUUUUUACUAUACAUGUGAUCAUACUUGACGAUUUAAUAUUCACUAAUGCGAGUGUAAUGCUCGCGCUGUGAAGCCUUGACCACCCGGCAACGUGGCUGGUGAAAUGGACAUCCUUACCUGCCAGUGCCAAAAUCUACCCGCAUUUGGCAGGUGGCGGGUGUUCAUUUUAGGCCCUGUGUGUGUGAGAAAGAGUGUGUGCGCCUAUGUUUCAAAAUCUGAUUUCAUCCAUUCCUGUUCCUGCAUUGUAGCAAAGGAUGGCCCAGGAGGUUCUGACCCAGCUGAAAGAGCACCCAGAUGCUUGGACCAGAGUGGACACCAUACUGGAGUUCUCCCAGAACAUGAACACCAAAGUAAGCCAGAUCCUGCAGGGAGCACACACUUGUGGCGGGUCGCAGUACUCCAGCUGUGAGGAAGUUAGGUGCUGGUAGUUAGAACUUACUUGUCACUCAGUUGGUAGAGCGUUGCGCUUGCAACACCAGGAUAGUGGGUUCGAUUCCCAAGACCGCAUGUAUGUGAAAUGGACGCACGCGUGACUAUAAGUCGCUUUGGAUAAAAGCGUCUGCUAAAUGGCAUAUAGGGUAUUGUUACUUACUUAGGCC